This is a messenger RNA of Peronospora farinosa, 684 nucleotides long. The record is from the annotation of a GenBank genome assembly. NCBI's taxonomy places the organism in Eukaryota, Oomycota, Peronosporomycetes, Peronosporales, Peronosporaceae.
AUGAAUCGAACUCUUGUCGAGAUGGCCCGAUCAAUGAUACAUCACAUGGAAGUUGAUCUUUCUUGGUGGGCUCAAUGCAAUCAUUAUCAUGAUGAUUUAGACGAAGUAAAGGUGGAAGUACCUGAUUUGAACAAGAAUAACGAGGAUGACGAAAUGGACGUUGAUGAAACUGCUGACAAUGAUACUAGUUGGGAAGACAUGGUUGUGGAUGCGUCUGGAGAUCUCAAUCAGUCGCAUAACUUAGAUGUUGUUCCGAUUGAGGGGGAGCGCACAGACAUACAAGUCAUUGACACAAACAAUUCGAUGAUAAGUCGUACUUCACACGAAUCGGUCGCUGGAAGUAGCAAUAAUGGUACACACAUGCUCUCAGGAAUACCUGAUCAGUCGCGAGCUAUUAUAGUUUGUGAUAAUUCCCGUGCCCCAGAUGAUCGAAUGGGGAUAUACUCAGGGUCGAACAAAAGACCUUGUAGUACAUUCACGUCAUCUCGUCUACUCACGAAUGAUGAUUUUGACGAUAAGAGGAUUGAUAUACCGCUUUUAUCUGAUGGAUCACCUGUCGAUGGCGAACAUGAUGAGCCGGACCCUAAAUGUCAAUGUGUUGACGACUACGAAAUAUCGCUUUCUGCUACUGAUGUACCAAUGAAUUUACGAGAGGCAUUACAGUCGAUGGACGCAGAAAAAUGA